AUGGAUUAUGCGGAAAUUCUGCUGCAACAUUGCCAAAUUGCUAAGUUAUGUGGUGUCUUGAUAUUCUACAAUUUUCUAUUUUAUUCAACUGAUAAUUUACCUAUUGAUGUUUUCCCAAAUGUCACCAAAAGCAAUAAAAUUGAUCAUUCGUUAAGCAAAUUUUUUAACCCGUGGACAUGUUUACAAUUAAAAGUUCAACUUUCAAUAACAUCUUGGGAGAACUGUCCUGGAAAUCAAUCGAUUAAAAUGUAUGCUUCGGCCAAUGAUACUUAUGGCGAUCAGAAUAAAAUUUUUAUCUCUUCAUCUAUUGAUAUAUCACGUGACGUAAAAGAUUUAAGUGAACUUACAUUAGAGGUUCAUCGAUGUGAUUUUGACAUGAAAAAGUGUGAAAAACCAUUUCCGCUGAGAUUCACUGAUUUAUGCAAAAGUUUCAAUGACAAGAGCGCAUUUUUUUAUGGGUUUAGAUCAAUGAUAAAACCACCAUUUGUAUGUCCGAUCAAAGCAAAUAAAUACACUGCCCCAAAUGGGUCAUUUGAUUUAAGCGCGGCUUACUUUCUUCCCAUAAGAGACAAUGUUUGGGUGACAAAGGCAAAGGUUUAUUGCAAUGAAGGAAAGAAGCGGGAAUUGGUGUUAUGUGUCUUGACAGCUAUAAAGUAUAAAGUAUCUCAAACAAGAGCUAGAAGAGUUGGUUCCCGUCAAAAGAAGAUAAAUCAGAACUCAAGAGAUGCCUCGAAUUCGGAACCUUUUUUGACGUCGUCAUGA
Clunio marinus is the source of this 762-nucleotide messenger RNA. Lineage: Eukaryota; Metazoa; Arthropoda; Insecta; Diptera; Chironomidae. The record is from the annotation of a GenBank genome assembly.